GGUGUCUUGGGGCCUGCGUGUCAGGGGUCCCCUGGUGGGGGAGCAGAAGUCGGGAGGUCCUUAACGUGCCUGCCCAGCGGGUCUCCCAAGGAGUGUCUAGAGUGAGUUCUGUCACCUGCAUGAAGGCACAGCAUCGCGAGGCUCCUGAGCACCUGCUGGGUCUAGGUAUUGGGCUGAGCAGCCAAGAAAGCAGACACCACCCCCAUCUCCCUGCACCUCACUGUCAGGUAUCGAGAACCUUCCGUGUGAACUUCAGAGGAACUUCCAGCUGAUGCGGGAGCUGGACCAGAGGACAGAAGAUAAGAAAGCCGAGAUCGACAUCCUGGCUGCGGAGUAUAUCUCCAGGGUGAAGACGCUUUCUCCAGACCAGCGGGUGGAGCACCUGCAGAAGAUCCAGAGCGCCUACAGCAAGUGCAAGGAGUACAGCGACGACAAGGUGCAGCUGGCCAUGCAGACCUACGAGAUGGUGGACAAGCACAUCCGCAGGCUGGACGCGGACCUGGCCCGCUUCGAGGCAGACCUGAAGGACAAGAUGGAGGGCAGCGACUUCGAGAGCUCCGGGGGGCGAGGGCUGAAAAAAGGUCGGGGUCAGAAAGAAAAAAGGGGGUCCCGCGGCCGAGGCAGGAGGACGUCGGAGGAGGACACUCCGAAGAAGAAGAAGCACAAAGCAGGGUCAGAGUUCACCGAGACCAUCCUGUCCGUGCACCCGUCCGACGUACUGGACAUGCCUGUGGAUCCCAACGAGCCCACGUACUGCCUGUGCCACCAGGUCUCCUACGGGGAGAUGAUCGGCUGCGACAACCCCGACUGUCCGAUCGAGUGGUUUCACUUCGCCUGCGUGGACCUCACCACGAAGCCCAAAGGAAAAUGGUUCUGUCCGCGGUGCGUCCAGGAGAAGAGGAAGAAGAAGUAAGGAGAAGCCGUGUGCCGGGUCGGGAGAGCAAGUCCAUACGUCCCCUCAUUCACGUUGCAAUAUUUCCUCCAUUUUAAAGCUACCUUGUUCGAUGGGUAUUUAAGAACUCAGUGGCCAGUCGUGACUCUGGUGUCUCCUAAGACCAGAAACCCCCAGCCCUGUUUGCACGGAGCCGUGAUCCUACGGGGACUUGCCGCAGAGACUUUAUCCCUGUGACGUUUUAUACAGACCCCACCCCAGCACCGAGCGCGCAGGCACUGAGUGAGCCCGAGGGACUCGCUGCCAGGUGCAGCCUCGGCGGGGCGGACACCUUGACCUGGUACACUGCCCCCACCGUGCAGCGAGCGCUGCACCUCGCGCAGUCUGUGAGUAGCUUCCCCGACUGUGCGCAGCGCGCCCACGCCGACGCCCGUGAGCAAGCACCUCUGCCGCGCCCGUGCGCGGGGCGGCCCCCGUCUGCUCGCUGGGCUGCGAUGCCGGUUCGGCGGCUGUGGGCCUGGGCGAGGGCCCCUCUGACGUGCCGGGAAGGGCUCUCGUGGGAGGCGGCGGCCUCAGCCUCACUGCACCAGUCCUCCCCUGGGGGCGCCUCCUGGAGGAAGCGGCUCUUGCCAGUGACCGGCGCCAGGCAGAGACGGCGUGGCAGCGGGCGGGCGCCCCGUCCCCUGGGAAUUCCCGGCGUUUUACUGUGAAGAUGAGAUUACUGUGCUGGCGUGAAGACUGUGGGGCUGUGUGUCUGUGCCGUGAGUCCAGUCCAGUGGGGGCGGAUCACGCCGGCGCACGCUGCCCGUCAGCAGCGUUUCCGGGGCUGCGCGGUGAUGCCGUCUGUGAGCUUGCCGGGCCGCAGUGGUGCUUCUGCAGCGAGACUAGAGUGUGCUUUCUGUUUCGUCAGCAUUCACCAACGAUUUCGAGCCAUCUUUUUGGUAGCAGGUGGGCAGGACGCACACAUCGGUCUGAGACCACUUGUGCGAGAGCAUCCUGGACCCUCAGAAACCCCCGGCGUGCGUGUGGAGGAGGCAGGGACCCUCGGGGCACAGGGAGCCUGCCCUGUCCUCACACCAGAAGAAGCUCCGAGAGAGCUGAGGUGUGAAAUCCCUGGUUUAGGAAAAGUCUCGUCUUUACGGGGCGGGCCUUCUGGCUGGUUCCUUCUGACGGCCGCACGCGUCUUCCCUCCUGUGCCCCAGCGCUGGCCAGGAGAGGACAGGCAGCACUGUGACUGGGGCUACUCGCCACAGCACGUCAGAGGGGGGCACGGCCCUCAGCAGGGCUCGGGCCACUCGGCUGCCUCAGUACGGGCUUGGGCUUGCUCUGGGCCUCUUCAGGGGGCACGUGCAGGCCGUUUCCAGGUGGCAGAUGUGGGCAGGUGCGGACAGGUGUGGGCAGGUGCCGGCAGGUGCAGGUGGAUGCUUGGCAGCUGCUGCACUCCUCUCCGUCGGGUCCCAGGCCUGACAGAGCUUCCGGAGCCGGCGCCUUCCAGCCACUCAGGAGGGGGGAGGCGGCCAGCCCAGAGCACCGGCCACACCUCAGUCUCAGCCGCGAAACCAGCGCGUGGUUUCUUUCUUGUUUAAUAACAGCUUUUUAUGAACACGGGUGUUUGAAGACUAUAGAGAGCAAACUGUGGGAAAGUUUUUUCUCCACUCUUUUGCCAUUCGUCGUGGAGAGGGACAGGUAAGUACGGAGAGCUCGGCACACGACAGUGCCUGGAGACCCCCUACGAACCAACUUAACGUCGACGCUUCGCCUCUGGACGGCUCGCACACAGGCCGGGCGCCAGGGAGACGCGAGCCUGUUGAUGUGGUUUCUGGCGCUGAUCAGGCUUCCACUGUCUCAGGCCCCAGGGGAGGGGCGCCGGCCUCCCUCGGGGCUCGCUCGACCUGCUGGUCCCCGUGCGGCGCCCCUGUUGUUUCUGGCCUCGUUUUAAGGUUUCUGUGCUUGCCUGUUUUUAGUGUUUAUUUUCGCCAUUUAGAAUAACGUCACCAAAAUAACGUGCACAUAGCUGUGGAAUAAACAUGGAAACGUGAGCAGAAUAGAAUUCCUGGGAAUGUUGCCUGGAUGCCGACGGCAUGCCUGUCUCGACUGUUGGCACUGGCUGCGAGGGGAGGACACUCGGGAAUGGCCGUUUGGGCAGGAAGGAAGGUCCUGCGGCCUGGCCCGCUCCGCUCCGCACAGGGACGGCGGGAGUGGUGCUGCUUGCACCGUCUACGUGCUGCCCCCGUGGUUCUGGGGUUCAGUUGUGGACCAGAGCUCCCCACACCUGCCUGGCUGCAGACCUGGCUGUGGAGGUGGCCGUGCAGCCAGCCCCGUCCGUCUCGGGCUGAGGGGUCGGGGCGGGACCCUGCAGGUCGCUCUGGCUGCUUUAUCUGAGCCGAGGACGUGGCUCCUCCGGGGCCUGGGUUCACCUGUCAGGGAAGGGGCGUUUUGCGCAGCGGGGAAGCAGAGUCCCUCUCCUUGUCCUCGUGCCGUGUCAGCAGUAGCAAGGUGAGGAGGUCCCUAGUUUCCCUCUAGGACAAGGCAUGCUGUGUUCUACAAAGGUUUGUUAAACCGAGUCCCUCGGAUCUGUGGACGUGCUGGUGCCGCUGCCUGGGACGGGCGCCGAGCUGAGGUCCGCGUGACGCUGAGCAGCAGCUGGCCGUCUGCCUCUGUGGUCAGGCCCCUGGGCAGGUAGACCUGAGACCGGUGUGGCCAGGGCGGUGGGGGCCGGGCGUCUUCCAGCAGGCCUGGGGCAGCCGGAAGCAGCUGUGUGGCCAGUGAUGGCGGGAGGGCUUCUUGGGAUGGAGGGGACAGCGGCCAGCCCUGCCUCUCCCCGCCCAGCAGCCGUGCUGCACUCCGCCUCCCGACCUGUCUGGGGAGCCCGGGCAGGGGCUCCCCGAGCAGUGACUGGCCCAGCGCACUUUCCUACAGCCACAGAGCCAGGAGGCUGCCCUGUCGUGGGACUGGGAGGUCCGGUCUCCACGGGCUACAGCGACACCACAAGGAACGUUUAUCUUGGGCAUUGAAGAUUUAAGGUUUUCCUAGACUUUUAGUGGACAGUGACUGGUCUUCAUUAUCUGUGUUGAGAGGAAUUUUAAAGCAGGGGAAAUGUAAGAAAAGUGUUCCCAUUCAGGAGAGAGUUUUAUGAAGUUUCUUUCUUCCUAUGUGUGUAUUUUGUGGUGUUCACCCUUAACCACAUUUCAUCCAAAAAGAUGAGCAGCUUUAACAUGAAUGUCACGUUUUAUUUUCAAGGAAUUAUCUAUGUUCCCUUUGUAAAGGAAAGAUAAUAUUGUAAAUCUUUUUAUUAAAUAAUGUAAAGAUGUAUAUCUGUAUUUUUGGAUCAUGUUAUAGAUUAUGGAUAUAUUGUUUAAUAAAUAAAGUAUUUUUUGGAACAAAC
Microcebus murinus (gray mouse lemur) is the source of this 4277-nucleotide messenger RNA. Lineage: Eukaryota; Metazoa; Chordata; Mammalia; Primates; Cheirogaleidae. The record is from RefSeq and is a predicted model, not a curated record.